AUGAGAAAACCUCUUCUCGAAAGGUCUAUAAAUAGUGAUAAAAAGAGAUUUAAACCAAGUCAGGCAUAUUUAAAUACAGUUGAAAAUUCCCACGAAGAAUUUUCAUUUCAGUAUUUAAAAGAAAAUCUGAAUCUAUUAGAAAAACCAGAUAAUAAAUGGAUGUUUGGAUUAACAGAUGAUGAAGUAGUGCUUGCAAUAUGGAAUAGUGGAUCUGAAAAAAAAAUAAUAAUUUCAAAUGAUUUAAUAGUAAAAGUAAGCAAUUAUUUGGUCAAAAGUAAAAUAAAAAACUGUUCAAACCUAUAA
This is a messenger RNA of Macrosiphum euphorbiae (potato aphid), 303 nucleotides long. NCBI's taxonomy places the organism in Eukaryota, Metazoa, Arthropoda, Insecta, Hemiptera, Aphididae. The record is from the annotation of a GenBank genome assembly.